Molecule: messenger RNA, 1390 nt
Organism: Brachypodium distachyon (stiff brome)
Lineage: Eukaryota; Viridiplantae; Streptophyta; Magnoliopsida; Poales; Poaceae
Product: short-chain dehydrogenase TIC 32, chloroplastic
Exons: 9
Coding region: 184-1146 (320 amino acids)
Source: RefSeq, a predicted model, not a curated record
GAAUUGUUAACCUCUGUUCUUCCGUCUCUACCACCGAACCAAACUGCUACCCGCGCCUCUCUCACCCAACCACAAUCCAUAAAUAACCUCCACCCCCUCCCCACCUCGCGCCCGUGCACGCCUGCCGCCUUCCUUCUUUUCCACCAAGAUUAAUCAAUCCGUCCAGUUGCAUUGGGAAGUCAGAUGGGAAUCUUGUCGCUCAUAACCGGCAAGCUGGGCGCCAGCGGGUUCGGCUCCGGGUCCACGGCGGAGCAGGUCACCGACGGCGUCGACGCCACCCGCCUCACCGUCAUCGUCACAGGGGGGUCUAGUGGCAUUGGUCUAGAGACCUCGAGAGUCUUUGCCCUGAGAGGAGCCCAUGUCAUCAUUGCCGCUAGAAAUACGGAGGCUGCAUCAGAGGCAAGGAAGCGCAUCACAGAGGCAAAUCCAACAGCUCGUGUCGAUGUUCUGAAGCUUGACCUUAGCUCCCUCAAGUCUGUCAAGGCCUUCGCAGAGCAGUUCAACUCGAUGAAUCUUCCGCUGAACAUCUUGAUAAACAAUGCAGGUGUCAUGUUCUGUCCUUUCCAACUGUCUGAAGAUGAGGUUGAGAUGCAGUUUGCCACCAAUCAUCUCGGUCACUUUCUACUGACCAACCUUCUCCUUGAUAAUAUGAAAGCCACUGCUAAGUCUACUGGUAUUGAGGGUCGCAUUGUGAACUUAUCAUCAGUUGCCCACCUCCAUACAUAUCCAAAGGGGAUUCAAUUUGAUGAACUCAAUGACAAGAAAAUAUACAAUGAUAAACUGGCCUAUGGGCAAUCUAAGCUUGCAAACAUACUGCACGCGAAAGAGCUCUCUAGACGGCUCAAGGAGGAAGGAGCUAACAUCACUGUUAAUUGUGUUCAUCCUGGAUUGAUCAUGACCAAUUUGAUGAGGCACUCCUUUGCUCUGAUGAAGGCAAUUCGAGUCGUCACUUACAUGCUUUGGAAGAAUGUACCUCAGGGAGCUGCAACUACUUGCUACGUAGGGAUGAGCCCUCAACUGGCGGGAGUGUCAGGUAAAUACUUUGCUGACUGCAAUGAGGAGAAGACGAGCAAAAUGGCGAGGAGCGACGCCUUGGCGAAGCAACUCUGGGAAUUCAGCGAAGAGCUCAUCAGGUCUGCAAAAUGAGGAGCUGAAACCAAAGCUCCGAAAAAGGCGUCCAAGCACAGCUUAUGGUACAAAUGAUUGAUUAGUAUGCAGCAGCAGUAGUAGGAACCAGUAGGAACCCUCUCUCAUGGUGAACCAAUAUGGUUGUUCACGAAUAAAUUUUCACGCUUGUUUCGUCGGUUGGGUGUGUCGUGGCUAAGAUCAACCAUCUGUGCUCUUGUUAAUAUAUACAGUACUGUUUCUCCAAUACAUAUAUUUGCCAGCC